ACCGCGCUUUCCUGUUACCGUUAAGAGUUAUUGGCAGUUUCAACGCGGUCAAUUAUGAAUUGUUAGUUUUGUUGAGUGAUGUUAAAGCCUCUUCGUUUAUAACUACCAAAUCAAGCAAUUUAUGAUUUCUUGAUAAUCCCGGCACGCUGGCUGAGUCGUGCUAAUCUUAGCUAGAUGGAUACAGCAGCAUAGUUAACGUGGAUACAAAAUCGUUAGCUGACUCGCGAAACUAGCGUUAGCUAGCUCCCAACCCACCCGAGAAGUAAGCUAAAAGUUACAUUGGAUUUGAUCCCGGCAAACUUUCAAAAAUGCAGGAGCUGCUAGCGACAGUAGAUCACAUCAAAUUUGAUCUGGAGAUCGCCGUGGAACAGCAGCUGGGCGCACAGCCCUUGCCAUUCCCCGGGAUGGACAAGUCCGGGGCUGCUGUCUGUGAGUUUUUCAUGAGAGCAGCCUGUUUGAAAGGUGGGAUGUGUCCAUUCCGUCACAUCAGCGGAGAGAAGACGGUGGUGUGUAAACACUGGCUACGAGGACUGUGUAAGAAGGGCGACCAGUGCGAGUUCCUCCAUGAGUACGAUAUGACCAAGAUGCCUGAGUGCUACUUCUAUUCCAAGUUCGGUGAGUGCAGCAACAAGGAGUGUCCCUUCCUUCACAUUGAUCCAGAGUCAAAGAUCAAAGACUGUCCCUGGUAUGACCGAGGAUUCUGCAAACAUGGCCCAGACUGUAGACACAGACACACACGACGAGUGAUCUGUUUGAACUACCUGGUCGGCUUCUGUCCCGAGGGAAAAUCAUGUAAAUUCAUGCACCCUCGUUUUGAAUUACCAAUGGGAGCCCCUGAACAGCCUCCUCUACCACAGCAAAUCCAAAACCAGUCAAAGCCUGUGCAGACUAUUGGUCGCUCGUCCCUGUCUCUGAUCCAACUGACCAACUCCAGCCCAGGGCCAGGUAAUUAUCAGCGGCCACAGCAAAAUGCAGUGGGUAUGAGUGUUCCAAACAAUAACAUGGGAGGCAACCGAGGACCUCGACCACUGGACCAGGUCACGUGCUACAAGUGCGGUGAGAAGGGUCACUAUGCCAACAAAUGCACCAAGGGACACCUUGCCUUCCUGAGUGGACAGUAGUGUUCUGUCUUCAUGUCCAAACACCCACUGUGAGAUCCAGUCCUGUGAGAUGUGUGCAGAUGUGAUGAAGAAAGGCAGGGAUGAAAGGAAGGAAAGACGAUACAAUGAGAGGAAGUCUCUAGAAUUUUGAGACACAGCUUGUGGUUGAAACACAGUAUUGACUCCCGAGCACUACUGAUAAACUGUCAAACAACACAGGCCAACAGAAGACAUGGGUAAGACACUGGCAUACACUAUCUGCAACAGUCAGCAGUUGUGUAGCGCCUGCUGCAAACAUUUUAUACAUUGUUUGUACUGUACAGACUUUCAAAUAGCAGAACUUUUUAUGUAUCAUGAACAUUACAGCCAAGGUCUUUAUGAAUUCAGCAUCUUAGGAGUGUGUCCGAUACCACCUUGUU
Messenger RNA from Lampris incognitus (smalleye Pacific opah), 1519 nucleotides. RefSeq names its product cleavage and polyadenylation specific factor 4 (gene cpsf4). Gene Ontology annotation, molecular function: zinc ion binding; RNA binding. The record is from RefSeq and is a predicted model, not a curated record. The coding region runs from base 309 to 1121 and encodes 270 amino acids. The transcript is spliced from 8 exons. NCBI's taxonomy places the organism in Eukaryota, Metazoa, Chordata, Actinopteri, Lampriformes, Lampridae.